AUGAAAUGCCAACCCGUAUUUGACAAAUUCUUGUUUAAUGCUGGCCUGUAAAGUGAAUUUGUUUGAGACUUUUGUUCAACUUUCAGAACAAAUCAACGAGUUCACCAUCAGUUUUGUCAUCAUUUACAUUCAAAAUAUCUUCUUUUAUGUUUCACAAAAGAAAGAAUGUCGAUUUGAACGAAUUUGUGGGAACUACUACCCUUUAAAGAUAAAAUAAAAUUGUGUUAGCAAUAGCAUGCAUCACCAUUAUCUAAUGGGACACCUGGAUUGUACCACAAAGUAUCAGUGGUUAGGAAUGUCUGUCUGUUGCUAUCAGUCUAUCACAUAAGAAUGGAACCAGAAAUGCAGUCUUUUCUGGUUAAACCUGACAGCAACAGACAUAUAUUCACCAGCAUCUCCAACUACAUGGUCACCUGUUUAUCCUCUAUAGUCCUACAAUAAAUACCAUUAUUUUAGGGGGGGCACACACACACACACAAAAGUAAGCGCACACACAAGUGAGCAAACUCCCACUCCUAUUUGUAAAUAUUAAGCCGCAAAACGUCUAUUUAAAUAUGACUUCUGCCCGUCUCUGUGCUAAUGUAUGGCGCAGACGCGCGGGUUUGUUUACUCAUACAGAAGCCCGCAGCGAUAUUAACGUCUGCCGCCUCACUAAAUGAGAACAUAAAUACACGAACAACAUCUCCAGAACUGCUCUGAGAGUCACUUCAUGAGCAGUUGACCGUUUCAUUUGAGAAAAACUAUCCUCAUAUCAUAUACACGCAGAAAUGUAAAGGUAUUCACGGCAAGCCGUCAAAAUAAAAGUUCGGUUUCACUUGAAGACAUUGGGCAGAACGUAAUAGACUACUACUACUAAAACUAUUAAAACCUUAUCUUUAAGGAAUAAUCAUACAAUGUCUUCAAUGUUAUUAUCAAUAUUAGAUCCCCUUUAUUGUCCAAAAAAUAAGAUUUGUUUAAUUUUUAUUCAUUAAAAUAUGAAUUAAAGGAAUGUUUUUAUGUCGGGAAAAAAAACGGAACACGUUUUUUUCCCGACACGACCACAAACCCUCCCCCACGGUCGCAUAGGGGAAACACUGAAUAUUAUUUGAUUAUCAUCAAUAAGAAUAAUAUGUUGUAGCGAAUGCAGUAAAGUCAACUGGAAGAAUCCAUUUAAUAUCUGGAUAAAGCUAUGAGUUAGCAUUCCUAUUCACCUCAAUGGCAGUUACUCAGCUGACACAGUGAGAGGACACAUCUGCCAUCUUUGCUAAUGCUAAUGCUUAUUUCUGCUACUAGAUUGUUUUGUGCACCUAAUCCUAAAUGCCACUAAUGGUUCAACAGCCACAAGAAAAUGACAACAUUAAUUGGCACCUCAAGAAUGCUCACAGUCCCAAUCCUUUAAGCUCAUCUGAAAUGUCAAACACCUCGCCUUGAAAGAAGACCAAAGUCGCCACCAGCAGUCAAGGGAGGAGUGAAAAAGCAGUGGUCAAGUCAGAAAACACCUACUUCUCACACUGGACUGGACCAACAAUCUAUGUAAGCAAUGGUAAAUAUCACUCUUACAUCUAUUAUUGAUCAAGUGGAUUUUUAUGAAGACGCAUAAGUAUUCCAUUACAUCUAUUUUUAAAUUGCACUAAAUCCAUUUUUACUGACAUUUUUUUAGAUAUGUUACAAUUUGUUGAAUGACCAUUAAGCGAGAAAGAUAUUGUAACUACCGGCUGGCCAUCACAGACUCUCAGACAGAACCGUGACAGAACUGCAAUCCAUCCAAAGUUGCAAAACCACUGCAUUAUCUAAUACUACUAAGGGUUCUGUAGACGGCGCAGCUGCUCCGGAAUUCACAGCGUAUGACGCGUUUCCUCGAGUGUGCGCGAGCAACAAAAUAACGGAAAUGUAGCGACAAAGUAACUGCGCUUUAAGACCAGCAACACAACUGACUUUUUACUGUAAGUACAACGCUUAUUUAUUUAUCUUUUAUUUUAAUGAAAAUAUCUAUAUUUAAAGGUGUUAUAGCCUAUUUUUACUGUUACAUUACCAUUCAAAACAAAUAAGCAAGAAAACAUGGUUGCUAUGGCAACCACACAUUAACCGAGGUUGUGCUACAGUAAUUAUGGUUUUUGUUAAAACCAGAUUAACACUAUUGAAAUUCAGACUCUUAUUGGAUUCUUCAUUUUAAAAGUGACACAUUUCAUGCCUGGUUUAUAAAGUAAGAAAAACACAUUACUUAGCCUACUGUGCAAACACAUUACUUUAUAUACCAACCUAAUGUAAGUUAGCAUACACCUUUAAAUCAAGAUCAUAAGAAUCAUUAUAGUAACCCUAAAGUCUUAACUUUGUAUUUCUUAUCUUUGUUACUUUUCGAUCCGAUGCAGUGUCUUAAUUUUGCACUGUAUUUUUACCUUGCAGUCAGUAACUCUAUAAAGACAAUGGAGUAUAAGUUGUACUUGCAAAGCAAGAGUACAAUUCCAAGUAGCACUAAAAGAAGAUGGAGUGAUUGCCAUAAAGGUUUUAGGAAAAAGCAAUAUAAAGCAUGGUUGCAAGAUCCAGUUCGUCAAGAUGACACAUCUAACAGUGAAGAUGAGAACAGUUCCUCAUGCUAUAAGACCGAAACAGCACCACAUCAUACCUCAGAUGACACAUCUAACAGUGAAGAUGAAAACAGUUCCCCAUGCUAUGAGACUGACACAGAAUCAUAUCAUACCACAAUGGAUGCUGAAGCAUAUGACAACACACAGAAUUAUGAUGGAGAGAACCCCAAAACAACACAAGACAAGAUCUAUCCCACUGCUAAGAUUAGUAAUGAAGAAUCACAACUGGCAAUUUUAUGCUAUGCUCUUAGGCACACCACAACAAAAUCCGCUCUUGGUGACUUAUUAGACCUAAUUAAUCUACAUUGCCCAGAAGGAACCAACGGAGCACCAAAUAGUCUUUACACGUUCUUGAAGGAAUUUGAUUAUAAUUCAUUUGAAAUAGUGUACAUCUGCCCCACAUGUCAUCAAUACUUUGGUAAUGAAAUCCCAGCAAAUUGUGAUUCAUGUGGUUUUGAACCAGGGGAUAAGAACUCUCUUAUUAAAUCUGGUGACGUUUUCAUGAAAUUGUCCAUAAGAAAACAAUUGGAAGACAAAAUGUCAGAUUCUACAUUUACAGCAGCACUGAAUUACAAGUGGACCAGAGUCAAAAGCAGUCCAGACAGUGUUCAAGACAUAUUUGAUGGUGAAAUGUAUAAAUCAGUAGGUCCCCUGAAUGAUUCAAAUCAAUUCAACCUUUCACUUACAUGGAAUGUUGAUGGUGUCCCUAUUUUUAAGUCCUCUCCUUUUCACAUUUGGCCAAUCCAAGUAGUAAUUAAUGAACUUCCCCCAGAUAUGAGAAGUAGGCAUGUGCUCCUGGCUGGUUUGUGGUUUGGUGCUUCUAAACCUAAAAUGAAUUCCUUUUUGCAGUCAUUUGUUGAUGAGUGCGUUCAGUUAGAGCAGGAAGGUCUAACAGUGCAGCACAGAGGACAAAGUACACAGAUGUAUGUGUUCAAUCUUGUCUGUGUAUGUGAUUCGGUUGCUCGCUGCUCUGUCCAAAACACUAAGCAAUUUAAUGGUGAAUAUGGAUGCAACUGGUGUUAUCAGAAGGAGAAAUAG
This is a messenger RNA of Onychostoma macrolepis, 3602 nucleotides long. RefSeq lists its product as uncharacterized. The transcript is spliced from 6 exons. The record is from RefSeq and is a predicted model, not a curated record. NCBI's taxonomy places the organism in Eukaryota, Metazoa, Chordata, Actinopteri, Cypriniformes, Cyprinidae. The coding region runs from base 2343 to 3602 and encodes 419 amino acids.